AUGAUCGGCAGGAACAAUGAACAGGCACAGAACUUAUCUAAGGGAAUUGAGACAUCUAAUAUGGACAAAGCUAAGUUAAAAGCAGAAGACAGUAACGCAAGAUACAAAUGUGAAUAUGAAGGAUGUGAACGAACUUACAGCACUGUUGGUAAUCUCCGUACACACUUGAAGACACAUACAGGAGAAUACAAAUUUGUCUGCCCCAUGCCAUCAUGCAAUAAGGCAUUUCUCACAUCCUAUAGUUUGAAGAUACAUGUCCGGGCGCACACUAAGGCUAAACCGUUUGCAUGCAAUAUGGGAACUUGUAAUAAAGCAUUCAACACACUGUACAGAUUGCGGGCGCACCAAAGACUGCACAGCGGCGACACGUUCAACUGCAAAGCGGAAGGCUGUACGAAGUUCUUCACGACACUCAGCGAUUUAAAGAAACACAUACGAACACAUACUCAGGAGCGGCCAUAUAAAUGCAGAACAGAGGGUUGCGGCAAAUCGUUCACAGCAUCGCACCAUUUGAAGGCACAUGCGCGGACGCACACUGGCUCCAGACCACACGCGUGCCCAGCGCCAGCUUGCGGUAAACAAUUCUCCACGCCCACUAGUCUACGCGCACACGCAGCUAAACACCAGACGGAAACCGAGCCGCAACCCAAAGUAACCACCGACAACGUGCCAAGCAAACCCCCGGACGGAAUGAACUGGGACAGCCUCCUAGAGUCCUUCGGUAAAAUAACCACAGAGUCCAACUCGAAUGACAGUCUAGACGACUUAACUGUCAACCCACUCUCUAACAACGUGGACAUAACCGACCUACUCUUUGACAACACUAAUACCAACGACAACGCUAACUAUGACAUAACUAAUCUAGAUCUUAUACCCUUCGACGAUAAACCCAAGAAACCGGAUUGGGAAGGGAAGAAUAUCGAGAAACAAAUUAAACCGAAAGCAAUGCAAUUGGCUUUAGCUAAUGAAGUAGAAUUACAAGCUCCUUGGAUUGACGUCACAGCACUAGCGGCUUCAAUACAGGAAACCCCUAUUAGCAUAAAGGAAAAAACUCCGGAGAAUAUUUUUACACUUGCCACCUUCGUUCCCACGCAUAUGCAGAGCUACAUAGACCUAAACGCCGAAAUGCCCACGGCUAAUGUGCAAAGCUUUGAUCUAGACACGCCAAACAUACUCGACGUUAGCGAUAAAGUAUUCAACGACAGCGAAUUAGUGAGGAACUUCGACCCGCCUAAUCCUAUCGACUUUUUGAAACCGGGCCCAUCUAACGAUAGAAGCUUGAACACCCCCCCUCCGCAAGUACAACAAAGCAUCGAGAUAAAUCCUACAAAUUCUGUGCUAUUUAAUACGGAUCUCGCGUUGGAAGAUACGUUAUUAUUCGACAACGAACCUCCGUCGGACAUGUACGUAGUUAGAACGGAGAAUAUAUUCGGGAAGCAGAGGAGAAAUGCUGUUGAACAGCUGGCGGCUGAUGCCGGGAUCUGUUCGUGCGUGGAAUGCAAGUGCAACCCGAACGACGACUGCGCAGAUUGUUCUAAAUCCACGGAAUCUGAUUGUUGCGAGGAUAAAUGCUCCUGCGUCAACUGCACCUGUAAUCACGCCGAAAUGAAAUGCGCAGUGGGCUGCGGUAAAGCCACAGAAAAUAACCACAACACCUUCCUCGACUACCAUAAACGGCACAAUAAUUCGAAUUUGGAAGACUACGGCGUGUACACGCACGAAUGUUUCGAUCACUCGCCAGCCAGUGUCGCUGAGAGUUUAAAAAAGUUGUCUUGCUCGUGCGAUUCCGAUGAAAAGAAAUGCUGCAAAACGGACUCGAAGGACACCAAGUCGUGCUGCGUCACCAUUUGCAUUAAGAACGUGGAGGCGUUCAAACACUUCUUAACUAACGACCUACUUAACUCCAUUAAAUCUCAGAAUUUUAAUUUGACAACUAGUUAA
Leptosia nina is the source of this 1941-nucleotide messenger RNA. Lineage: Eukaryota; Metazoa; Arthropoda; Insecta; Lepidoptera; Pieridae. The record is from the annotation of a GenBank genome assembly.